AAUGUAAAUAUGGCAUCUUCUCUGGUAGUCCCAGUCAUUGAUGUUCAGAAUGAUAACUUCAAGGAGCUUUGGCCUGCAAUGGUUGUGGCUAUGAAAACGUCUUCCUUCAUUGCUCUCGACACGGAGCUGAGUGGUCUUGGGAACAGGAAGUCUUUACUUGCUGAAUCCAUAGAGGACAGAUACAAAGCCAUAUGCCAUGCAGCUCGCUCUCGCUCCAUCAUCUCUCUAGGACUUGCCUGCUACAAAAAACUGGACAACAAGGCCGCAGACACAUACAUGGUCCAGGUGUAUAACCUCACCCUGCUUUGUUCAGAGGAGUACAUUAUCGAGCCUCAGUCGGUCCAGUUCCUGGUGCAGCACGGAUUUGAUUUCAACAAACAGUACGGUCAUGGAAUCCCGUACAUUAAAGGCAAUAACAAGGGAGGAUCAGAUAACCAGGGGGUCCACAUCAGGGCGUUAUUCACUGAACUGCUGCGUGCUAAGAAACCCCUGGUGCUCCACAACGGCCUCAUUGACAUGGCCUUCCUUUAUCAGAGUUUUUACGCUCACCUGCCUGAGCGUCUGGACACCUUCACAGCUGACCUAUCUGAGAUGUUCCCUGCUGGCAUCUAUGAUACCAAAUAUGUCACUGAGUUUGAGCUCAGGCUCAUUGCCUCCUAUCUGGAGUACGCCUACAAGAAAUGUAAACUGGAAAACAGUCGGAGCCUGGACUCUGGAGCCACUGGACCUCACGUUCAAGUCGAGUUCUGUCAGUAUGUGGGUCACAUGUCCAGCUACGUGGACUUCAGAGUGUGUCCAACUGUGGCCUCUCCUGACGGACAGACUGAAAUCUGCCAACGCUUCUCUGCGUUUGGUUGGUGUCCAGAUGGAAACCAGUGUCCAUUAUCACAUGACACCGACCUCAUCAUCCUCCAAGACGAGAAAAGCAAAGGGGAAAAGAGGAGAAAGAGGAAGAGACAGAAGGAGAAGAUGCGAAGUGGAGGAGGAGCGGUAGUGGAGGAUUCCUCACUUUUUGACGGUGCCCCAGAAAACAAAAUGCCCCACAUGGAGGAGGAUCCCCAAGGAAAACCAGAUGAUGAGCAGAGUGGGACCAUGUUACCGUCGGCAGACAUCAAUGGAAACAACCAGCGCAGUGAAGUAAAUACAAACCCAGAGAGCGAGGGGAAUGGAGUUUGUGAAGCCAAAAACGACUCCAGAAACUCUAUGGAAACUGCUCCAGCCGUUGAUGAAACAAACAAAACAACCAGUGCAGACGACAGCGCCAAAAUCAGGACUGAACUCUCCAACAAGGGUGACGCUCAGAAAAAGACCCAGGAGACGGGAACACAUCGGGCCGGGUUCGACGCCUUCAUGACGGGAUAUAUAUUCGCCUACUCCUGUAUCUUCAUCAGGAAGAAACAAGAGGGAGGAGCUUUGACAGAGGAGCAGCAGGAGGCGGAGCAGACGUGGCUUCCCACCUGUCUCAAUAAGGUCUACCUGAGCGGAAAAGCUGUUCCACUCAACAUCGUGAAAAGCACCUUCGCCAGGUCAUCCAGGGCUCACGUGCAGAAAAUGGAGAUGGUGUGGGGCAGUAGAACAUAGAAUACACACUUACAUUUACUCAUUACAUAUCGUUAGCCUCAUACAAGUCAUACACUAUAUGGACAAAAGUAUUGGGACACGUUGAAUUCAGGUGUUUCUUUUCUAACAGGGGUUUAGGACAAAUGUCAUAAUAUA
This is a messenger RNA of Sphaeramia orbicularis (orbiculate cardinalfish), 1716 nucleotides long. RefSeq names its product target of EGR1, exonuclease (gene toe1). Gene Ontology annotation, molecular function: metal ion binding; snRNA binding; 3'-5'-RNA exonuclease activity. Gene Ontology annotation, biological process: snRNA 3'-end processing. Gene Ontology annotation, cellular component: Cajal body. Lineage: Eukaryota; Metazoa; Chordata; Actinopteri; Kurtiformes; Apogonidae. The transcript is spliced from 8 exons. Bases 10 to 1581 code for a protein of 523 amino acids. The record is from RefSeq and is a predicted model, not a curated record.